UUUUGUUGUUUAUUUGCUGCGAUGGAUCACGCCGCCGAUGCACAGCGCACAGAUCUUAUGACGCUUACGAGGUUUGUGCUCAACGAGCAGAGCAAGCAUCCGGAAGCGCGAGGCGAUCUCACGAUUCUCCUCAGCCACAUUGUUCUUGGCUGCAAAUUCGUCUGUGCCGCUGUUAACAAAGCUGGCCUUGCAAAGCUCAUUGGACUUGCUGGAGACACAAACAUACAGGGAGAAGAACAAAAGAAGCUGGAUGUUCUUUCAAACGAAGUUUUCAUCAAGGCACUGUGCAGCAGUGGUCGAGCAAACGUUCUUGUCUCCGAGGAAAACGAGACUGAAAUUUACGUUGAAACUUCAAGGCGAGGAAGGUUUGCUCCCAUAAACAUUUCUCAGUAUUAUCACUUUCUCUCCAGGUACUGCGUAGUUUUCGAUCCCCUCGAUGGCUCCUCCAAUAUAGAUUGCGGCGUAUCAAUUGGAACGAUCUUUGGCAUUUAUAUGCUGAAAGAUGGAAAGGCGGGCGUUGUCAGUGAUGUCUUACGGCCUGGAAAAGAAAUGGUUGCCGCUGGAUACUGCUUAUAUGGAAGUUCGUGCAUGCUUGUUUUGAGUAUAGGAAAUGGCGUCCAUGGCUUUACACUGGACCCUGCUCUUGGAGAGUUUAUUCUUACACAUCCAGUAAUGCGGGUUCCAAGGAAGGGAAAGAUUUAUUCUGUGAACGAAGGAAAUGCUAAGCACUGGGAUGAACCAACAAAAAAAUACGUGGAGAUUGCAAAGUUUCCGACAGGCGGCUCGGUGCCAAAGUCUCUUAGAUAUAUCGGAAGUAUGGUGGCAGAUGUCCACAGGACUUUACUCUACGGUGGCAUUUUCAUGUAUCCCGCUGAUAAAAAAAGUCCAAACGGAAAGUUGCGCCUUUUGUAUGAGGUUUUUCCUAUGGCAUAUCUCGUAGAACAAGCAGGCGGACAAGCUUUCACUGGAAAAGAGCGCGCACUUGACGUUGUUCCAAAAAAGAUUCAUGAGAGGUCACCAAUAUUCCUGGGAAGCUUUGAAGACGUUGAAGAGAUCAAAAGUCUCUAUCACGCAUCCGGUUUGCUUUAGCUCCCAAUCGUGUACAGCCUCGUGCAAUCACGCUAUUAGAGUGUCACAAAAAUUGGAUUACAUAAACGGAAGACUCGAAACAUGGUCAUUCAGGUUAUUGGGCUCCUUUUGUUCUUUCUAAUAUACUUUCCAGGAUGACACUUAGUUUCUUCCAUG
Messenger RNA from Selaginella moellendorffii, 1245 nucleotides. Its product is annotated as fructose-1,6-bisphosphatase, cytosolic. The record is from RefSeq and is a predicted model, not a curated record. Gene Ontology annotation, cellular component: cytoplasm; cytosol. Gene Ontology annotation, biological process: fructose 1,6-bisphosphate metabolic process; gluconeogenesis; fructose 6-phosphate metabolic process. The transcript is spliced from 11 exons. Lineage: Eukaryota; Viridiplantae; Streptophyta; Lycopodiopsida; Selaginellales; Selaginellaceae. Gene Ontology annotation, molecular function: fructose 1,6-bisphosphate 1-phosphatase activity. Bases 22 to 1089 code for a protein of 355 amino acids.